AUUCAGUAAAUUACGUAAGUAAAGCGUAGUCCGAGUCUGUGUGUUUCGUAAUAGUAGUUGUAAUACUUAUAUUAAGGUAUAACAACUUAUUUAUUUGCCUAUGGUUAAAAACUACUUCAGCAAGUGCUAUUAUACACAAAGUUUUUCCAGACUACCACACAGUAGACUACUGAAAGUGAACCUGUAUCUUCUAAGAGCUUGACAGUGAUAACGUAUUGAAAUUUGAAGCUUAAUUAAAACUUCACAAGUAAGAGUACCAAAAUCUUUUGAAGUCAGUUUUUUGCUCAGCGUGAGAUUUGAGUCAUUUCAAAAUGAAUAUUCCUAAUGCACCACUGAAGGGAGUCUUUUUCAUGCACUUCAUUUUAUCAGUAUGGGCUCUGCAACAUUCAUGGCUUCCAGUGUCGUACAUGUACUACAAUUUGAUCUUUAUGGCAACUUUGUUGUGGAGUCUUCACUGUAAAGACUCCGAGGAACCCGUGUUUAUGGCCCUAGUGAUUGAUGGAGCUUCUGUUCUGUUGGACAUCAUUGUUAUUUCCGUUUAUUAUCCAUUAUCUGAUGGUUAUUAUAGAGCUAAUUUUCACUUCUGUGCUGGCAUGUGCAUCUUAAACCUCAUUCUGAGGGUAGUGUCAAUUUUUGUUCUGCUGAAAAUCUUUCAUGAAAGAGGCGGUCGCUAUGAUGACCUUGGUAUUCCAGGAAUACCUUCAGGAAAUUACAACGAUAUUGAUCAACACAACCAGCAGAGUGUACCCAAGACAGCAGUCGACACCGGAAGUCCAACACAUGAUUACAUACCAGCCAAUGCUCCACCUCCUUACCAAGGUCCUUAACUUGUGAAUCUUAAUGAACCUUGCCUUGGAUUUCUUAUUUGCAUACAUGUAAAUUUUAAAUACAUAAAAGCUAUUUAACUCAAACUUAUUUCAAGAACAUUAUGCCCAAAAAAAUUUUAACCACAGACCUAUACAAGAUUAUUUUGUUUCAUAUUAGGCUUAUCUCCACUAUAAACAGUGAUUAUUUUUUUAUUAUUAAUGUUUACGAUCAAAACUGAUUUGAUAUUAAGUUAUGGUAAACUGAAACUUGGUAUAACGUUACUGUUAAGACUGCAGUAGUGAGUAUUUAAUAUUCCAUUUCUUAAGUGAACAGAACUUCUUAAGUUCUAAUAGUGGAUCUUCGCAGUAAGCUGACGAUCUCACAAACUUUCUUCUCCAAGCGAGUUAUAUUUUUCAACAUGUUUAAUAUGAAGAAUAAACUCUAGGUAAUUAAAAAGUUCUCGUAAACAACUCUUUAUUAGUUGGUAGCUUGGUCAUAGAAAUGUAUGGGAUAUUGUAGGUGUUAAUUACUGUUGUUUUAUAACAAACAUUGUCACUUUGUAAGCACCUAGUCUUGUAUCUGUGUGCCAGUAUAAUGAUUUUAUGAUAUCUAUAUAUAUAUAUAUAUAUAUUAUGUCUGGAAACUACUUUUGAAUUAAUAUCUCAUAACUAUUAGUUUCAGUCGAAGUAAAGUUGUAACUACCGUAUAUGGGAGUGAAAAGGAAAUUUUAAAGAAUGAGCUUGUGUAAGAGAAUUAAUGUAAUUUGUGUAGCUUAUGUGUGUGUCCUGCGUUGAUGUAGUUUUUGCAUGUUCUAAGUUGUUGUAGUAGUUUGUGUCCUAAGUUUUCAAAAAAAAAACUAAGAAAGAGUAUCAGGUACUUAUAACUAAAAUUAUAAAAUAAUGUGAAAACAAAAGUUGAGAAAGUAUUUUAGCUAACAUCAAAAGGACUUGUUUCUAGUGAAGUGACAUGAAAAAUGAACUUGGAGAGGAUGUCGGGUGUAGGUAAUCAGUAUAAAAGGAAAAAGACCCGAGAAGGUGUGACUGCGUAAACAACCAGAAAAUGAUGAAAAAUUAUCGAGAAAGAGUACAUAAGUAAAAAGAAAUUAUAUAUUUUUCUUUUUGUGUGUUAAUAUUUUCUUCAAAUUGCAGUAAAAUCUCGUACAUUUACUUCUAGAAAACUAAUAUUAAGUCAAAAACAUUACUUAACUUUAGUUCUUAGAACAAGGUAAGGCAAGAUUUCUUUGUGUGAGUUGGAAACAUUUGAAUUUGAUGUUUCAAAACAACAAAAUAGUGUAAUAAAAUUAAUUUUCAUUCUUGUUUAAUGUAAUUGAACAUGAAAAAGAUGUGGAUUAACAACUUAGAUGUUUGUUUACCUCCAUUCUAUUUGUAAGUGGAAUUUAUAUAUCAGUAAAGUUUUCUUACCAUAGAGAGCUACAGUGACUGAUUGAAUAGGUUCUUUUGCGAGCUUAAAAGUAAUUUAAAUAUGAUCUAUUUUCACAGUUAUGAUGCGAUACAUUUCCAAGUAUUAAAAAAUUUAAAAAGGUUCCACUAAAAAGCACUCAAGAAAAAAAUAUGUCCAUUAAAACUGGACAUGACAGAAUAAUUUCACCAACACUCAAAAUACAGAUGUCGGCAGAUUGCCCCCCCAUCAAAUAUGUAGACAUUGGCAUGACUCAAUGCAUUCAUCAUGGAAUACAAGUGAAAUUGCAUGAUUUUUGUGUAUCAUACCUUUUGUCAGAUACACAAAAGUUUGUAUAUAUCGGAUAAAAUGUAAAAGCAGAAGUAUAUGUGCAAGAAAUAAUGAAAAUAUUCUAUUUUGUUGUUUGUUUUAUUCUCUUUUCUGUCUUAAUACGUUUUUCUUUUGGAUGUCUUUAAAUUUCAUACUUGGUUAUUUUCCUAAGAUUUUUCCACUCUAAAGUACCACUUUAUUAAAGAUUUGGACCAAAAAUUUAAUAAAAUGAGUUGUUUUGUAUACUAAAAUGAAAAACUACUUCAAACUGUUUGUCAUUUCAAAAAUACAGAAUAGUUGUUCGAUGUUAGUAUAUGGGACAUUGCUGUUUGUAGCCGACUGCUUUAUUUGUUAAAAAAAACCUUUGUAUAUCAUUUGUAAGGUAUGCAAGAUAUAAAAGCUGAUUAUAUAAAGUUUGUAAAUAAUAAUAAUGAAUUCAACAGCCUUCAUGUGUGCAAAACAUGUUGGUUGUAGGUCCACCUCAGACACAAGAUAUUAACUUCACUCUUAUUUCAGGGAAUGUUAGUUUUUAGCUUUUGGUAAAUAAAAAGUUUUGAACAGUUAGAAUUAACAAAUUUUCUUGUAAUAUUUACAGGUUGUUAUAAAAUGUGUGUGUAUGUGUUUGUUGUGUAGAAAUUGUUUGUAAACAUAUAGCUAGUAUGAGUAAACCUAAAGUUUUCUCUUGUUCUGUGAUACAUGUAAGUGCAUACAUUAAUGAGGGCAGUUAGAUUUUACGAUUGUUGAACACCUUUUAGCAAAUAAAUGGACCUUCUCUCACUUGAUUUUACUUAGUAAAUUGUGUAAAAGGUUUAUUAAAAAAAAAUAUUGCAAAUGUUUUCUACUUAGUGUGUUAAAGAAACAAGAAUAGUUUCUCGGUAUCCAUGGAACAUCUCUAGCGUAAAUUUAUCUUUUCUUUUGACGCAC
This is a messenger RNA of Limulus polyphemus (Atlantic horseshoe crab), 3459 nucleotides long. Its product is annotated as type-1 angiotensin II receptor-associated protein-like. The record is from RefSeq and is a predicted model, not a curated record. Gene Ontology annotation, biological process: angiotensin-activated signaling pathway. Bases 312 to 827 code for a protein of 171 amino acids. Gene Ontology annotation, cellular component: plasma membrane. The transcript has 8 exons. NCBI's taxonomy places the organism in Eukaryota, Metazoa, Arthropoda, Merostomata, Xiphosura, Limulidae.